GUGAAAGUGGUCCUUAGGGCUACGAUACAAUCUUCAUAUCAUUCAUACCUCAGCAAGAACAGUGUAUAUAAUAAUUGUGACGUUGUUUUUACGUGGAGUGAACGAAAAUUGAGCGGGCAAAAUGUACGGCAUGUUAUUAGAAAGUGUCAAAUUUUUCAUUACGGAGGAAUGCGGACAAGAAAUAUGGGACACUAUAGAGCGAGAAGCUGGCGCCAGAAACACCGUCUUUAUGACGAGACAGCAAUAUCCAGAUACUCUAAUGUUCCGACUGGCAUCCGCACUGACCAGAUUAUUAAAUAUGGAUUCAAACAAUUCAACUGUCUCUAUACCAAGCAGUCCCUUGCAGAAAAAAAAUUCUACCAAGUCCAAAUCAAAUUGGCGGAGUUCUUCAGUCCACGGCGAUAAUAGAGGCCAGAAUUACAAAUGCCCAUUUACAUCCACUAACGCUUUAGCAGCAGUAACUAUGAAACAAUUUGAAGCUUACACCUCCUCGGAAGAAAUCAGAAGCACACACAGCGCUAUUCCUGCUGAAAAGAUUAAGGAAGAUGAACUGACUGCAACAUGCCCUAGGGAUAGAAGAAGUUUGGGCGGCCAUUUGGAACGUAUAAAAGAUAGAAAAAUGUCUGCGGAUGAACUCAUACCAGAAACUGAUAACGUGGAAAGUGCUACAGAACCAGAAACCGCAAAAGAACCUAAAUGUGCUAAGGCACCUGAAUGUGCAAAAGAGCCUAAAUGUGGUAAAGCACCUGAAUGUGAAAAAGAUCCUGAAUGUAGUAAAGAAUCUAAAGGUUCCAGUAGUACGGUUAUUCCCGAGACCCCAAGAAGGAGUUCUUUAAAGCCCACUCCAAGAAAGACAAGUUGCACAGUUGCCCUAGACAUAUACAAACGUCGUGGAUCCGGUAAUGUCCGGCCCAGAUUAAACAGUUAUAAUAUGAGUACAGAAAAAUUAAAUUCAUUGAAAGAGAAGUUUUGUUCGCCCGAUAGGGUCAUGCAUUUUUUUGGGAGGUGUUUUGUCAAAUUCUUUUCUAAUUAUGGCUACGAUAAAAUGAUUCGCGCUACAGGCAGAUAUUUCUGCACAUUCCUGCAAUCAGUGGACAGUAUUCACCAGCGUAUGAUUUAUACGUUCCCACAUAUGCGUUCACCGAGCAUGCAGUUGACUCGCGCGCACAUACACGGCGCAGAGCUUGUGUACAGCAGUGGGAGGACUGGCUUCACUCACUAUCUGAUGGGUCAGUUAUACGAGAUAGCGGAAGAUAUCUUCUCGUUAAAGCUCAAAGUAACCAUAGUCAAGGAGAGCAUGGAGGGUGCUUACUACGUCGCAGUGUUGAGGCUCGAAUUUGACAAUAGCGAUUACGUUCAAUCACUAAUGGCUCGUAAAUCAUUGCCGUGCCUCUUGCCACCAGUGCCAACUUCGCUUCUCGUGCAACUGUUCCCGUUCGGAGUUUUACUUGACAGGAGAAUGAGAAUUCUAAUGGCAGGCGAAAAGCUAAUUCAAGCUUGGGGUGGCCCUUUAAGCAAGAUUGAAAAAUCGUCCGUCAACGAGAUUCUACGAUUGAGGAAACCUAAAGUUUCUUUUACUUGGGAUAAGGUAGUGUGUAUGCAGACAAUUGUGUUUGAGUUGGAGCUGAUGCGUUGGCCCCGUAAAAGUGUAAGCGAGUCCCGUCGAGGGUCCCAAGGUGCGAGAGCAAUCCUGCUUAAAGGACCUAUCUACUUCCUAGAGGAGAUUGAUGCCCUCGCUUUUUUGUGUAGCCCUGUCUUCAACGACCUCGAUGAACUUCGACAAGCGGGGCUCUAUUUAGCUGAUAUGAAUGGGCAUGGACGUUCCAGGGAAUUGGUACUUCAAGGCUGGCAGCACAUCUCAAGAUUACAACUGCUUUUCGACAGGGCUGAAUCUAGGAGUCUUUCCUUAGAAAAAUCGUGCAGACUUCUAGAUGAGUGGAAGAAGAAGGGGGAUCAGCUUUUAUACUCUAUGAUACCAAAGAGUAUUGCGGCGCAGUUGCGUACGGGAAAGAAUGCAGUAGCAGAAUGUUGGCAAAAGAAAUUUGAUUGCGUGACCGUCAUGUUCUGUGGUAUCCAACUGAUGGAGACGGCGACUCGCGCCGACGUGAUGCAAACUGUCAGCUACAUGAACGACGUGUAUUCCCGAAUCGAUCGCUUGCUGGACAGCCAUCGCGUAUAUAAGGUGGAGACGGUAGGCACAGUGUACAUGGUAGUGUCAGGAGCUCCGAAGUGGACACGCGCCCACGCCAAGGAGAUUGCCAGCGCAGCGCUCGCGGUCGCAAACGCUUUGCCUAAGCUUACAAUUGGAAUUCACUCGGGUCCCUGUCAAGCCGCCGUGCUGGGUUUCCGGCAACCUCGCUACUGCUUGGUGGGGGACACUGUCAAUACGGCUAGCCGAAUGCAGACUACGAGCGAGCCUGGUCGCAUCCAGAUUUCUGCUCAGACAAAAGCCGAACUACCUCCCGGAAAAUUCAGGCUUCGCAAAAGAGGUCUUAUCAAAGUUAAGGGCAAGGGCAUGAUGGAGACGUUUUGGUUGGAAGGUGAAGUUGAAGAAGACAACCCAGAAGAAGCUCUGCAGUUAUUCUCCACGCUUUGCGGUGAUGAUUAGGACAACUUUCUUUGUAUCCGACAAGCUAGAAUCCGCAAUAAUAAUCCGAAAUUGAGUUAUCAAGCUCGAGCAUAUAUAUACAGAUUGCCGGAUUAACCACGUAGCAAGUGGCAAAUGCUACGGGCCCCGCAUAUUUAAUACCGCUCAUCUCUGCCUGACUGACAGACGGACACGCACACGCAAUAGUUAUUUCGCCUAUAAUUUACUAAACUAUCAAUUCCCCACAAUAGAUUAAACUAUAUAGCAUUAUAAAUAUAAAUAGCAUUUGAUAGCAAAUACGUAUUGUAUUUAAGGUACGUUUAUACUAGUAGAGUUUUGAAUUGUAUUUUUACCACUAUAUACUUAAGAACCAAAAUAGCAGAUCAAGGGCUCUUUUAAAGAAUUUCUUACGGGCCCCGCGCUUGCUUAAUCAGGCACUGUACAGAUACCUCAGAAACUGUGCUUAGCUCGAUAUCGGUUUAUUAAUACGGCCAGGAUGCAUUCUCAUUGUCUCAUUCAGGAGUUCCAAAUGGGUGGCCGCAAGGCAAGCAGAUUAGUGAGAAAAUACUGUGAGA
Pararge aegeria (speckled wood butterfly) is the source of this 3162-nucleotide messenger RNA. Its product is annotated as soluble guanylate cyclase 89Db-like. Gene Ontology annotation, cellular component: guanylate cyclase complex, soluble. Bases 122 to 2608 code for a protein of 828 amino acids. Gene Ontology annotation, molecular function: heme binding; guanylate cyclase activity; oxygen sensor activity. The record is from RefSeq and is a predicted model, not a curated record. The transcript has 15 exons. Gene Ontology annotation, biological process: nitric oxide-cGMP-mediated signaling; response to oxygen levels; cGMP biosynthetic process. Lineage: Eukaryota; Metazoa; Arthropoda; Insecta; Lepidoptera; Nymphalidae.